AUGACCGAAGACUUCAUCCUUCUCGACGACAGCGAGGCGAUGUCCGCAAGAAUCGAAGAGUUCAUACGUCAAGCGACAUCAGAUCUUAUCAGCCAAGAGAGCACGGCGUUCGUCCAGAAUACACUGAAACGCGCUCAAGUCCUGGUCGAGCUGGAAGACAGCAAUGCUGCACCACCCAGGACCGGCCAGACCUCUCGCUCAAGUUACAGCCUACAGGAUCAACUACUGAAGAACGUCAUCGAGCUAUGGAGUGGGAUUAUGCUACUCGCGUCGCACAAAGACAUUGACGUGAGCACACAACAUCAUCCGCUGGAGACGCAUGAGAAUGUGGUGAAUGGUAUUGGGACUGCUGCCAAGUGUGGCGUCCGCAGCGACGGCAUGCAAAAUAUCACUUCGCAGAGCCGAGUUCUGAUAAUUGCACAGCUGCUUGCCAUGACAGAGUCUCGAUGCACUGUCUUGGCGAAGAUUGUCACGAAUGAGAUCGAACGUCGCCUGUUGCAGCGGCAGCAGGUGUCGCGAGUCUCAACGUUCAUGUCCGCCGUCAUACUGCUCAAUUGUGUUGAGCGCAUAACAGGUUUAUAUUGGUCAUUAGACCCGGAGCCUUCGUGGACAACGCAGGAAGGAAUAAUGCCACCAGCGUGGCCUCUGGACACCUCUCCACACAAAUUUUGGCUGCAAGGUGAACCCUUCGCGGAUUUGCUCAUCAUGCUCCUUCGCAUGCGUGGCCUGCCGCCGAAGACAACGACGAGUCAAGAUGGUUCGCUCGUCAUGGUACCAGACCCACCAUCACGAAUCACAAGUGACCACGGACGGAACACAGUACUUUCUGGAAAUCAAGCAUGCAUUUCUGUAGAGUGGCUUGACUCCGCCCAACUCAAGGUGGUCGAUCUACUUCGCACGAGAGAUGAUGGUGCGCGUGACGAAGAAGCCGGCAUCAGAGCCUUUGAUUUAGCAUUUAACAGCAAAGUGCUGCUGCCGGCAUCGCGAUGA
Fulvia fulva is the source of this 990-nucleotide messenger RNA. RefSeq lists its product as uncharacterized. The record is from RefSeq and is a predicted model, not a curated record. Lineage: Eukaryota; Fungi; Ascomycota; Dothideomycetes; Mycosphaerellales; Mycosphaerellaceae. The transcript has a single exon. Bases 1 to 990 code for a protein of 329 amino acids.